This is a messenger RNA of Ustilaginoidea virens, 927 nucleotides long. RefSeq lists its product as uncharacterized. Lineage: Eukaryota; Fungi; Ascomycota; Sordariomycetes; Hypocreales; Clavicipitaceae. Bases 1 to 927 code for a protein of 308 amino acids. Gene Ontology annotation, cellular component: nucleus. The transcript is spliced from 4 exons. Gene Ontology annotation, molecular function: DNA binding. The record is from RefSeq and is a predicted model, not a curated record.
AUGGGGCAAAAGAAGCGUGGCCAUCCCGAUGUCGAGGAGGUCCUGGCACGUCCUUGGUGCUACUACUGCGAGCGCGAUUUCGAGGACCUGAAGCUGCUCAUUUCGCACCAAAAAGCAAAGCACUUCAAAUGCGACCGGUGCGGGCGGCGGCUCAACACGGCCGGAGGUCUCUCUGUGCAUCUGAACCAGGUGCACAAGGAAACGCUCAGCCAGGUCGAAAAUGCGCUGCCCAACCGGCAGGGGCUCGAGGUUGAAAUCUUUGGCAUGGAGGGGAUUCCCCAGGAGGCUCUCGAUCAGCACCGCAACCGAAUCAUCCAGAACUUCUAUCAGGCCCAGGAGGACCGCCGAAUCGCCACCGGCAACCCGGCUUCCGGGCAGGCGAUGCCGCGAAAGAAGAUCAAGAUGGAGGCGUCGGAGGACCUGCUGAAGCGAUUGGCCGAGUUUAGGGCGCAGAAGAAGGCCGGCGUGGGCAAUCCUGGCGCCGAGGCAGCAGCAGCAGCAGCAGAUGCUCCCGCCCCUGCUGCACCAACACUACCUGGCAAUCAGCAACAAGCUGCGGUGCAGUCGGCUUACGCCGGUCAACCGUCGUACGGCUUCUCAGCUACCGAGUCUCUACCAGCCCGGCCGCCCGGCGCCGGCCUCGGCUCGACCGCCCUUCCGCAAAGACCCCCGCAAGGAGCCGGGCACUGGCCCCAGCAGGCCGUUGCAGCAGCCGGACAAGGCGACGAUAUUGAUCAGCUGAUCCGCAUGGCAGAAGCAGGUGUCAGACCCGCCCAGCCCCAAGAGGCCGAGGAGACGUCGGAGAAGAAGGGCAAGAGGGAAAAGGACAAGAAGGGAAGAAUGGUCUACGACGAUGCCGAGUUUAGCCCUGAGGAGAGAAUGGCUGUGCUGCCCCGGUAUGCCUUUGUUGCGGAAGUCGGUGCCUAG